AUGUCGUCUUCAAGCUUGAUUGUGGCACUCGACUCACAGAAAAAAGGGUUGAAGCACUUGUAUUGGGCAAAUCAGGUUGGAUAUCUAGAUUAUCUCAGGAGUACCUUCACCGAAUCGAGACCGGAGAAGAUCUCCGAUGAGCAUCUAACCAAGCAGAUACUUGGAUAUGACAGGCAGGGAAUUAUCGAGAGCCGGGCAAUCUGUGCGGCACCUUUAAGAGCGUUGUCUCCUCAAUCAUAUCAAUACUACGCUCCUUGUGAAGAAUAUGAUAGCACCGCCUUUUUUGAAUACUGUAAUACCAUACUCCGUCAACGCAAUAUAUCGACUUCAACCGUUCUCGGUGUAUCCGUUCAUUAUCGAAGAUCGAGACCACCCAAGAGAUCUUAG
This is a messenger RNA of Kwoniella mangroviensis CBS 8507, 387 nucleotides long. RefSeq lists its product as uncharacterized. The coding region runs from base 1 to 387 and encodes 128 amino acids. Lineage: Eukaryota; Fungi; Basidiomycota; Tremellomycetes; Tremellales; Cryptococcaceae. The record is from RefSeq and is a predicted model, not a curated record. The transcript is spliced from 2 exons.